AUGCCUCCGAAGAAGAGAAAAUUAGGUAGUUCAAAAGUAAGUGUUACCGAUUCGACUCAAGUAGAUGAUGAAAAUUCAUUCAAGUCAGAACCCUUAGCCUUAUCCGAUUCAGGUAUAAGUUCAUCAACAUCAUCUAAUUCAAAUUCAGUUAUAGUAGGAAUAUCACGAUCAAUUUCUGCUUGUCAAAGGUGUCGAGCAAAGAAGAUUAAAUGUGAUCAACGAUUUCCUAAAUGUUCUAAAUGUGAAAAACAUGGUGUAGAAUGUAUUGGAUUAGAUCCUGUAACUGGACGUGAAGUACCACGAUCUUAUGUUGUACAUUUAGAACAACGAGUUAAACAUCUUGAACAAAAAUUAAAAGAACAUGGAAUUGAAGUAGGAGUAUCAGAACAAAUUGGAAUUGAACAACCUCAAGAAACUAAGAAUUCACCCAGUUCCUUAGAAUCUGAAAAAUUAUCAAAAUUAAAUAAUGGAGAUUCUAUAAAAUUAGAAUCUUCAUUAGAUGGUCCAACAACCAUAUCAUUUUCAAGAUUAAUGUCUACUGCAUUUAAAGUUCAAAAGAAAUCAAUAACUAAUAUUCAAAAUCCUAUUGCAUCACGAAGAUUUUCUAAUAAUUCAGUUGCAUCAACUACAGUUAAUAUAAAUUUAUUACCAGCUAUAUUACCUCCUAAAAUUACAGCAUUACAAUUUAUUCUGAUCUUUUUUGCUCAAGCUAAUAGUCAAUUACCAAUCUUACAUAGAGAAGAAUUUAUUAAAGAAUAUUUCAUUCCAAUCUAUGGAAGUUUUGAUGAUCCUUCAAUAUCAUUAGCUAAUGAUAAUACUGAAAUUAAUAAAGAUUUCUUUACUAAUGAUGAAAAUAAUAAUAAUAAUAAUAAUAAUAAUAAUAAUAAUAAUGAUAAUAAUAAUGAUAAUAAUAAUGAUAAUGAUAAUGAAUUACCAUGGUUUGAAAAAUAUAAACAAGAAUUCCAAGCAUUAUUAGGAAAUAGUAAUGCAAAUAUAUCAAAUGAUGAAAUAAAGACUAUUUCAAAUAGUAUUAUUCCUCCAAAAAAGUAUAGAAAGGGAUUAUAUUUUCUAAAUUUAAUAUUUGCUAUUGCAUCAUCAGUAAAUCAUUUACAAUAUCCUAUAACUAUUUCAGAUUCUUUUAGAUUGGCUGCUAAUAAACAUUUUGAUGAAGUUUAUGGUUCAUCUGAUCAAUUAGAAUCAUUACAAGGAGUUUUAUUAUAUGCUUUAUAUUCAACUAUGAGACCAACUAAUCCUGGAGUUUGGUAUAUUCUUGGAUCAGCAUUAAGAAUGUGUGUUGAUUUAGAUUUACAUAAUGAAUUAAAUACAAGUACGGCAAAUUAUGUUGAUUCAUUUACUAAGGAUAAAAGAAGAAGAUUAUUUUGGUGUUCAUAUUGUCUUGAUAGACAAAUUUGUUUUUAUUUAGAUCGACCAGUAGGAAUACCAGAUGAAAGUAUUAAUACUCCAUUUUUAUCCCUGUUAGAUGAUUCUUUUAUUGUUCCAAAUAAUAUAGGUAUUUCUGAUUAUUCAACUGUUUCAACCGAUGCUCCAACAUAUAAAGUAAUAUUUUUAUCAAUAAUUAAAAUUAGACAAAUUCAAUCAGAAGUUCAAAGAGUACUUUAUACUAAUUAUUCAUUAUCAGGAAAAUAUAAAUCACUUAAUGAUUGGAAAAAUUUAAUGUUAAGUAAAUUAUCUUCUUGGAAACUGAAUAGUCCUACAUCUCCUAAUGAAAUGAAUUGUGAUUUUAAUUUAGAAUUCUUUAGAUUAAAUUAUCAUCAUACAUUAUUAAUGAUUCAUGGAUUAUCACCUAAAAAUUAUAAAUUAACUACAUCUGAUUAUUUACAAGUAUAUAAAUCAGCUCAAGAAGUAAUGGAUUGUUAUUCUAAAUUAUAUCAAACUAAAUGUAUAAAUUAUACAUGGGCAGCUGUUCAUAAUUUAUUUAUGGCAGGAACAUCAUAUUUAUAUACUAUUUAUAAUAAUGAAGAAGUUAGACAAUUAACUAAUUUAAAUGAAAUGAAACGUGUUACAUCUGAAUGUUUAAGAGUAUUUAAUUCAUUAGUUGAUAGAUGUGAUGCAGCAACCAAUUGUAUUGAAAUAUUUCAAAAUUUAACU
Molecule: messenger RNA, 2109 nt
Organism: Scheffersomyces amazonensis
Lineage: Eukaryota; Fungi; Ascomycota; Pichiomycetes; Serinales; Debaryomycetaceae
Gene: PPR1
Product: Ppr1p
Exons: 1
Biological process (GO): positive regulation of transcription by RNA polymerase II; DNA-templated transcription
Molecular function (GO): sequence-specific DNA binding; DNA-binding transcription factor activity, RNA polymerase II-specific; zinc ion binding
Source: RefSeq, a predicted model, not a curated record